This is a messenger RNA of Clarias gariepinus (North African catfish), 1683 nucleotides long. RefSeq names its product solute carrier family 41 member 1 (gene slc41a3). The record is from RefSeq and is a predicted model, not a curated record. NCBI's taxonomy places the organism in Eukaryota, Metazoa, Chordata, Actinopteri, Siluriformes, Clariidae. The transcript is spliced from 11 exons. Gene Ontology annotation, molecular function: monoatomic cation transmembrane transporter activity. Gene Ontology annotation, cellular component: plasma membrane. Gene Ontology annotation, biological process: monoatomic cation transport. Bases 241 to 1683 code for a protein of 480 amino acids.
UACAUCACCUCACUUUACAUUAGCUGUUGCCGCUGACGGGAGCCGCUCGCGCGGGUGCAGUGGGCGGAGUUUAACGCGCGUGCGUGUUGUUUGUGGUUUGCGGGAAUAAUCGGGAUUAUAAAGCCGAUAUGAAGCUGCGCGCGCGGUUAUGAGGCGUUAUAACGCAGUGAGGACUGCUGUGGGACAGGAGGAGAGAGACAGACAGGGACAGACAGACAGGUACAGACAGACAGCUCCACCAUGCCAGGUGAGGAGGUGCAUCAGAGGAAAGCGGGUCGUAAGAAGUCUAAGAAAGGGAGAAGUAAAGCUCAGAGCGGCGGCGAGAAGGCGAGCGGCGUGAACGGACAUGACGAGGUUCUCCUGUCUCCUCCCCCCGCCCCCACGCCCCGCAGACCCGCCGAGGAGAAGAGGAAAGCGGCGCAGGCUAAGGUGGACGAGGAGACGUCGGUGUCCAUCUGCGCCCAGGUGAUGUUUCCGUACCUGCUGGCCGGGAUGGGCAUGGUCAUGGCCGGGAUGGUGCUGGACAGCGUGCAGCACUGGGAUGUGUUUAAAGAGAUCAGUGAGGUAUUUAUCCUGGUUCCUGCUCUCGUCGGACUGAAGGGGAAUCUGGAGAUGACGCUGGCGUCUCGUCUCUCCACCGCCGCCAACACGGGGCAGAUGGAUGAUCCUAAACAGCAGUGGUUGAUGGUGAGCAGUAAUCUGGCACUAAUACAGGUCCAGGCCACAGUGGUGGGGUUCCUGGCAGCGCUGGCAGCCGUGGCUCUGGGCGCCGUGUCGAGGGGAGGAGUCGAGCUGGAGCAGGCCGCGGUGCUGUGUGCUAGCAGUGUGAGCACCGCCUUCAUCGCCGCGCUCUCCUUAGGCGUGGUGAUGAUCGGGGUGAUUAUCGGCUCCAGGAAGGUGGGCAUUAACCCUGAUAACGUGGCGACGCCCAUCGCCGCUAGUCUUGGGGAUUUGAUCACACUGUCCCUGCUGGCGGGAAUCAGCAGCGCACUCUACUACUAUAGAGACCUGUGGUACGUGUCUCUGCUGGUGUGUGUGUUCUUUCUCUCCCUGAUUCCUGUCUGGGUUCUUGUGGCUCGUCGCAGUGUUCAGGUCAGAGAGAUUCUGCGCUCGGGGUGGCAACCUGUUAUAGUGGCCAUGUCCAUCAGCAGUUUCGGCGGCCUGAUUCUGGACAGAACCGUCAGUGAUCCUAACUUUGAGGGCAUGGCUGUGUUUACUCCCGUCAUUAAUGGUGUGGGCGGGAACCUGGUGGCCAUCCAGGCGAGCAGAAUCUCCACCUACCUGCACUUCUGGAGCGUUCCUGGAGUCCUGCCUUAUAAGAUGAGACAGCACUGUCCAAACCCCUGCGUCUCGUUCUUCUCCUCGGGUGUGAACUCUAAAUCCGCCCGUGUGCUGUUCCUCCUCGUCGUCCCUGGACACCUCAUCUUCCUCUUCACCAUCCAAACAUUACAAGGAGGCCACACCCCCAUUGCCCCGCCCUUUAUCUGCUGCUAUCUUUGUGCUGCCAUGAUACAGGUGGCGCUGUUGCUCUACACGGCGGAUGUGCUGGUGAGGUUGAUGUGGAGGAGGGGUCUCGACCCGGAUAACUUCUCCAUCCCGUACCUGACGGCUCUGGGGGACCUGCUGGGGACCGGCCUGCUCGCGCUCUGCUUCCACCUCGUCUUCCUCCUGCAGGGACUCUGA